This is a messenger RNA of Entrophospora sp. SA101, 3301 nucleotides long. The record is from the annotation of a GenBank genome assembly. Lineage: Eukaryota; Fungi; Glomeromycota; Glomeromycetes; Entrophosporales; Entrophosporaceae.
AUUCAUAGAUUAUAAUGUGGAAGAAGAAGAUGAUCAUGGUGAGGAAAAGACACUUGGACAAAGUAAUUAUAGAAAAAAUUCUUAUGAUAGAAAUGUGAAUGGUCAAAAAAUAGUUACAAGAAAAGGAUAUUUUGACAAUUAUACUCCUGAAUAUUUUGAUGAAACAAUGUUUUCUUUAAAUGUUUUUGAAGGUGACAUUGAUCCUUCAAUUAAACUAUCUGCUGAAAUGCAAAAAGAAAGGAAAAAUUGGCAAAGUUUUUUAUCAUCCGUGUUAACUGGUGAAGUUAUAAUGACUGAGAAACAAAGGAUCUCUAGCUCUAAUUCUCAUCAAAAUGCAAAUAACUUUUACCAAAUUUGGUUAGAAAUUCGGGCUACCACUCAUAAUCAUUCACUCUCUGAAGAAAAACAAAUUUUGAAUGAAAAAAAACAUCAAGUUGAUGCCGUACUUAAAGAAAUAAUCAAUUUUCAAGUUCGACCCGGUAAUGUUCCAGCUCUUGAUCAAGUUGCAGUAUUACUUCAAAAAGUUGACGCCUGUGAAAGUCUUUAUCCAUCGAGGAAGGUAAUGAUGUCUGAAAAACCCCUAUACAAAUCAGAGAGAUUUCAACAUAGCAUAGAUGCAUUGAAUUCAUGGUUAACAAUAACUAGGAGCUUACAGGAUCAAUUGAAAAUUCUGCAAAAUUGGACUGGCAGCGAAAAUUUAGAGAUUACAAGACCAAAAGAUUCUCCAGCAGAUGCAGAAAAUCCUUCUUUCUUGGAACGAAUAUUGAAAGAAAAUAGUUUAAAACAAACAUUUGAAAAAAAAAUACUUUCCACAUUGAAUUCACUUUUAUCAAAAGCUAAGUGUAUAAUGAUUGAAAAUGCUGAUACAUUUGCUAAAAUGAAAUUACCUUCAUAUAUCAAUAAGUUACAACAACUUUCGCAUUUUCCUACAAAAUUUAUGGAAGAAUGUAUGAAAUUAUUACUUGAAAUCUCUGGCCACUUAACAGAUCCAACAUUGCUCAUGAUUCAACAGAGAAUGGAUGACUUUCGUAUUUCUCUUAUUUUGGCUUGUCAAAUUAAACAUCAAUAUUUAGAAUUAAUAAAACCUGAACCUGGUUGGGAAAUCCCACAACUCAUUGAUGAAAAUUAUAAUACCGUAUUGUUGCAAUCUUUGAAAUUUUAUUUAAGAUUGUUGCAAUGGAAAUUUAAAGGUGGUUGUAAAACUGUAUUUUUUAAAGAAGUUGAAAUAUUAGAAAAUGAAUGGUUAUUUUUAAGUGAUAUUUCACGUGAUAUUGCUGGUGGUGAUAUUGUAGUUGCAGAACAAUUUUGUAGGUUUUUGUUUGGAGAACUUGAAAAUGCAGCGGAAUAUUUUAUCGAUGAUGAUAAUUUUCCAAGCUUUAUAAAAAGUUUAGAAAAUACAAAUCAUGUUCUUAUUUAUCCAGAUACUUUCACGGAAGAUAACAUAUGUUUUAUUGCUGAGCAAUCUCUUAAUGACCGACCAGAACAAAUUAAAAAGUUACUUGAAUCUAUACUCACACCAUAUGAUAAGCUUAAUUAUGAAGAAGAGUUGAAGGAUACUGAAUAUGUACUUAUUUUGUCACCAAGAGUCUCUUUUGAAUGGAAUGGCCCAAUAAUGACAACCUCUUUUGGUCAAUUAAAUAUUGAGCUUAGAAAUCAUCGUACAAGACUUGUUGCUAAUGGUUCUUAUGCUCGAUUGCAAGCAUGUAAACAAAGGUUUCAUAGUGCAGUUGAAAACUGUGAUAUCAAAAUAAUAACAGAGACAUGUGUUAACGUUCCAAACGUGAAUCAUGAGGUUGCAAAAGCCAAAAAAACUAUAAUAAAAUUAGUUAAGAUGAUUAUUGAUAGUGUCAAGAAAAUCCGUGAAAUGACAAAGAAUCUUCAAUCUCAAGAUCUAAUCGAAAAUUUUUUCAGUUUUGCAACUGAAAUAGGUCAGCGAUGUAUUAGAUAUAUGCAUAAAGAUGCUGCACUAAACCAACUAAAUAUAAAGCUAACACAUAUGGCUAUUGACUGGGUUAGCUUCAUAUGUGAUGAUUGUAUUCCCAACGAUCGUAAAACUUUUCGAUGGGCUGUCAUAGCUCUAGAAUUUGCUAUGGUAGCAAAUCAUGGAAGCAAUAUUUUUGGUUUAAGUGAGGAGGCAUUUUCUUUACUUCAUAACAAAGUAGCUAAAUAUUCAUUGAAUAUUCGAAAAGAAUGGAUUGCUUCUUUGAAUGAAUUGGAAACAAGAAGAUCACAAAAGUUACAAGAUCAAAGACUCAUUGGAAAAGUUCUCGAGGAUCAACCUGAAAACCGACCACUUGUAUUUUUAGCCUCCUCAAGUUCCAACAUUUCACUACGUUGGCAACAAGGCAAAUUCAUAGGCGGUGGUACCUUUGGUUCAGUUUAUUUGGCUGUUAAUUUGGAUACUAGUGACCUAAUGGCAGUUAAAGAAAUACGUUUUCAAGAUCUCUCAUAUUUUUCAUCUUUAUACAAGUCAGUUAAAGAAGAAAUGUCUGUUUUGGAAAUGCUUGAUCAUCCAAACAUUGUUUCGUAUUAUGGUAUUGAAGUGCAUCGAGAUAAAGUAUAUAUAUUUAUGGAGUAUUGUCAAGGGGGAUCACUGGCAUCUCAAUUAGAACAUGGUCGUAUCGAAGAUGAAAAUGUAAUUAGAUUUUAUGUAGUGCAAAUGUUGCGAGGUCUAAUAUACCUACAUGAAAAUAAUAUUAUACACAGAGACAUUAAACCUGAUAAUAUACUGUUAGAUCACAUGGAAUGUAUAAAAUUUGUAGAUUUUGGAGCAGCCAAAAUCCUAGCAAAAAAUCAAAGGACAAUGGGUAAAAAAACUACGGCUCAAAAAACAAACAUUAACAGUUUAACUGGUACACCAAUGUAUAUGGCACCAGAAAUUAUAACAGGCGGCGAAAAGGGACGAAAAGGUUCUAUGGACAUAUGGUCUUUAGGUUGUUGUAUAUUAGAGAUGGCUACUGGUAGACGUCCAUGGUCUAAUUUAGAUAAUGAGUGGGCUAUUAUGUAUCAUGUGGUGACCGGAAACCCACCAUUGCCAGAUCCUUCACAAAUAUCAGAAUUUGGAAUGGAUUUUCUAAAGAAAUGUUUUAUAAGAUCACCACAACAACGCCCUACGGCUAAAGAAUUAAUUAAACAUCCUUGGAUAGCUGAUAUGUUUGAAACUAGUGAUGUAAAUAGGUCCAAUGGUUCACAAAUUGUUAAUAAUUGCAACAGCCAUAACAAUCAACGUCGUCGCCGCGCUAAUAACAACAAUUUUACUACAUCAAAUUCAACUGCGUUAAAACAUCAUCAUGCACUAUAA